This is a messenger RNA of Nicrophorus vespilloides, 2846 nucleotides long. Its product is annotated as ATP-dependent RNA helicase DDX24. The transcript is spliced from 6 exons. Gene Ontology annotation, molecular function: ATP binding; nucleic acid binding. Gene Ontology annotation, cellular component: nucleolus. The record is from RefSeq and is a predicted model, not a curated record. The coding region runs from base 85 to 2736 and encodes 883 amino acids. Lineage: Eukaryota; Metazoa; Arthropoda; Insecta; Coleoptera; Silphidae.
ACUGCUUCCAUGUGAGGUUUGUAGGUUAUAUUUUUCUAACCUUUGAAUCUAGUGUUCCUUGUUUUGUUUGUUAAUUCCUUCAAAAUGGUUAAAAAGAGUAAUUGGAAGUCAGUAACUAUCGAUGCAACUGGUAACUUUGAGGGACUUCUGGGCAUAGAAGAAUGCACAGACUAUAAUAUUUCCAGUUUCUCCAAGAAAAAGUACAAAAAGAGGACAAGAGAAGAGGAUUCAGACGGUGUUCCAAAGAAGAAAAUUAAGAACAACAAUGCAGAGAAUUCCAAUGACGAAAACAAUAAAAUUGAAGAGGAAGCAGAGAAAGAAAUUAUGAAGGGAAAGAAAACAAUGCAGCAGAAUUUAAAGAAAGACAAGAAAAAGAAUAAUAAGAAAGUAAUUGAACCUUUGGAUAGUAAGAAUUUAGAAGAAUCUAAAGGGGAAAACUCUGAAAAUGAGAGUGAAAAAGAAAUAUCUAAUUCCAAGAAAAAUGCAAAGAAAGGCAAUAAAAAGAAGAAGAAGAAGAGGGGUAAGAAAGGGAAGAAGCCUGUAAAAGUUGAUAAUAAAGAAGAUGACGAUCAGGAAACUUUGGAGAAAGAGGACAUUGUUAAAGAGGAGGUGAACAUGGAUUUGUGGAAUAUUGUGCCACUUCCUCAACCUGUUCUUGAUGUUUUGGCAUCUAAAAAAUUCACUCAACCCACUGAAAUCCAAACGUUAACUUUGCCUGCUGCCAUUUUAGGUUACAGAGAUAUAUUAGGAGCAGCAGAAACUGGAAGUGGAAAGACACUGGCAUUUGGCCUUCCCAUUAUAAGUGGUAUUUUGAGAAUGAAGAAAAAACUUGCUGAAGAAGAAUCAGAAAGUGAUAAUGGUAUGGAAGAAGAUGAAAAUGAGAUAGAAUUAGAAGAGAAUGAUGAUAGUGAAGCAGAGUCAGAUGAAAAUGAAGCAGAAUCUGAAAUUGAAGAUAGUGAAAGAGAAUCUGAAAAUGAAGAAUGUGAAGUAGAAUCUGCAAAUGAGGAAUGUGAAGCAGAAUCUGAGGACAAUGAAGAUUAUGAAGCAGAAUCUGAUGAUAAUGAAGAAAGUGAAGCUGAUGAGAAUGAAAGUGAAGAAGAAGAGGUUGAAAAUGAAGAUUCUGAAGAAACAACUAAUGGUAUAGGAUGUGUGAAAGUUAUAGAUGACAUCGACAUUCCUGGUAUUCAAUUGCCGAAGAAGAAACGCAAGAAUCCAUUAUAUGCAUUGAUUCUAACGCCAACCAGGGAAUUGGCAGUGCAGAUUAAGAAUCAUUUGCUUCCAAUUGCAAAGAGCGUGGGCAUUCAACUCGGUGUAGUGAUUGGUGGAAUGGCAGCAGUGAAACAAGAGAGGGUGUUGAGCAAAGGACCGGAAAUUGUUAUUGCAACGCCCGGACGUCUUUGGGAAACGAUCCAACAGAACAACGAGCAUUUAAUGAACUUGGAUGAAAUCAAGUUCUUAGCAAUCGACGAGACCGAUCGUAUGUUAGAGAAGGGUCACUUCCAGGAGCUACACGAUAUUCUUCUAAAAAUCAAUGGCGAUGGCAGUAAUAAGCAGACGAGACAGAACUUUGUCUUUUCUGCUACCCUUACCUUGAUCCACGAGCUUCCUUCGCACAUCAAGAAGAAGAACAAAUGGAGCGCAAAGAAGACAGUGGAGAUGACACCAGCGCAAAAAUUGAAGAAGGUCGUCGAUCAAUUGGGAAUCACCAAUCCGAAAAUUGUCGAUAUCACCAAAGGCACAGGAACAUCGAGUACUCUAACUGAGUGCAAGAUUUCCUGCACGAUAGAUGAGAAAGAUUACUAUAUGUACUAUUUCUUGAAGAGGCAUCCGGGAAGGACGUUGGUCUUUUGCAAUUCUAUUGGAUGUGUUAAGAGGUUGCACACUUUAUUCGAAAUGCUCGGAUGCAAACCGUUAUCUUUGCACGCGUCCAUGCAGCAAACACAAAGACUGAAAAAUUUGGAUAGGUUCAGAGAUACCGAAAAUAGUGUAUUGAUAGCAACGGAUGUUGCUGCAAGAGGAUUGGACAUUCCUUCAGUGCAACACGUUAUUCAUUACCAAACGCCUAGAACGAGCGAGAGCUAUGUGCAUAGAUCCGGUAGAACUGCGAGGGCUUCGAAAGAAGGCAUAACGAUUCUUUUAGUCGAAAUCACCGAAGUCCAUCAUUACAUUAAUCUGUGCAAGACGCUGGGAAAAACCGAAGAUAUUCCUAUCUUUCCUGUAGAGAGGAAAUAUUUCGAAGCGGUGAAGGAGCGUGUUAAUCUUGCGCGAAACCUCGACAAAUUAGACUUGAAAGUGAGGAAGAGCACGGCCGAAGUGGGCUGGUUCGAGAAGGCAGCAAAAGAGAUGGAUAUGAUCAUCGAUGAUAAAGCGAUGAAGUACGAUCUGAUGGAUUCGAACAAGUUGAAGAAGGAAUGCAACGGUAUGAGAAAGAAUUUGAGCUCUUUGUUGAACCGACCACUCUUUCCCGACGAGUAUCGACUGAGCGAGGUGCAGCAAGGCUUACAAAUCAAAGCAGUCCUUCAGAAUCAGAUGUACACGAGGAGCGCAAUCGACGUGAUGAAAGAUGCGAUAGUCAACAAAAAGUUGAAGGAUCAGAGGAAAAUCCCCAAAUCUAUGUUCAAGAAGGCGAAGAAGGAGCACGAGGUGAUCCUUCCGAAGCAACUGCUCAAGAAGACCGAGGACAAGGGAAGCAAAAAAGGAAAAAAUAACAGAAACAGAAAGAAGAAUAAAAAUUGAGUAAUUUAUUACAAUUACAUUUGUUGAGAUAACAGUACUUCGUUUCACUUUUAAAUAUAAUAAUAUAUGUAUAUAUAUUUCAAGAAUACAAGCCAACGUAAUAAAUUGAU